UGUCCAUCUUUAGUGUAAACUUGUGUUGUUUUUUGCCGAAAGAGUUCAGAAUUUGCAUUUACUUAGAAAUACUCUAUUAAAUAUGUCCCGCAAGGAAGCCCUGUCGCAGUUUAUCAAUCAGAUUCACGGCCGACCCGUUGCCGUAAAGCUCAACAACGGCGUGGACUACCGAGGGGUUUUGGCCUGCCUGGAUGGCUACAUGAACAUCUGCCUGGAACAAACGGAGGAGUAUGUGAACGGGCAGCUGAAAAACAAGUACGGCGAUGCCUUCAUCCGGGGCAACAAUGUCCUCUACAUAUCCACGCAGAAACGGAGGGUCUGAAAUCGUAGUGCCUAAGUUUAUCCCGUAAAUACAACAGUCUCCACAAAAA
This is a messenger RNA of Drosophila elegans, 371 nucleotides long. RefSeq names its product U6 snRNA-associated Sm-like protein LSm6. The transcript has 2 exons. Bases 83 to 322 code for a protein of 79 amino acids. Lineage: Eukaryota; Metazoa; Arthropoda; Insecta; Diptera; Drosophilidae. Gene Ontology annotation, cellular component: U6 snRNP; nucleolus; sno(s)RNA-containing ribonucleoprotein complex. Gene Ontology annotation, biological process: mRNA splicing, via spliceosome; maturation of SSU-rRNA. The record is from RefSeq and is a predicted model, not a curated record. Gene Ontology annotation, molecular function: RNA binding.